Messenger RNA from Purpureocillium lilacinum, 1395 nucleotides. RefSeq lists its product as uncharacterized. NCBI's taxonomy places the organism in Eukaryota, Fungi, Ascomycota, Sordariomycetes, Hypocreales, Ophiocordycipitaceae. Gene Ontology annotation, biological process: endoplasmic reticulum to Golgi vesicle-mediated transport; vesicle fusion with Golgi apparatus. Gene Ontology annotation, cellular component: membrane; trans-Golgi network. The record is from RefSeq and is a predicted model, not a curated record.
AUGAACCCAAAUUUCGUAGCAGUCGGCCCUCGGGAAAUCCCCAGCGAGCAGGACUGGUUCAUGGUAAUGGGCACGCACAAUGCGCGGGCGCUUGAUGACUCACCAGCCACAUUUCUCCUGUCGCUGCACCGCCACAACCUCCAGCCACAGUACGUCCCUGGCCCGGCGGCCAGAUUGGCCACAAGCUCCAUGAAGCUGCUUGUCUGUCCUCCACCGACAGACUGCAGCUCUUCAACGUCGCCAAACGGCAACCUCACGACGAACCUCCUCCGCCCACCGCCGGCGUACCACCAGCACCAUCCCCGACACCGACUCCGACUCCGACACUCCUACCCACCCCGACACAUCGCAUACGCAUACGCAGAGGCCGCGAGCGCCGCGCCCACCACAAUGUCCAGCUACUACGGCGGCCAACCCAACAACGCCUACCCCGGCGGCGGCGCGGGGGCCGGCGCCGGGCCGGCUGCCGCACAGAACCUGCAGUUCUACCCGUCGUCGUACUCUCCGGCCGUGUCCGGCGCCGCGACGCCCCAGCAGGCGUCGUACGGGGGGUAUGGGGGCGGCGGCGCGCAUGGGGCUGGCGUAGGCGGGUUCACGUCCGCGCCGGGCUUUGGAGGCGUGGGCGGCGGCGCGGGCGUGAGUGGACGCAUGGGCGAGCAGGGCGGCUUGCGCACAGGGUGGCUCGCGGCUUUCUCAACGGAGGGGUACGACGGCGAGCCGCCGCUGCUCGAGGAGCUGGGCGUCAACUUUGGCCAUAUCCAGAUGAAGACGCUCGCCGUAUUGAACCCUUUCAAGCACAUCGACCAGCACCUCAUGGACGACUCCGACCUCGCCGGUCCGAUCCUCUUCUUCCUCCUCUUCGGCUUUUUCCUCCUCUUCUCGGGCAAGGUGCACUUCGGCUACAUCUACGGCCUCGCCCUCCUGGGCUCCACGUCCCUGCACAUGAUCCUCUCCCUCAUGUCGCCCUCGGACCCGCACCCCGGCGCCGCCGGCGCGCAGUCCUCCUUCCACCCGCAGUACAACGACCCGUCGUCGCAGGCGCACCACGACGCGCCGCAGCACCAGCCCGGCGGCCACUUCUCCGCGACGCUGACGUUCCCGCGCUCCGCCUCCGUCCUCGGCUACUGCCUCCUGCCCCUCGUCGCCACGAGCCUCUUCGGCAUCGUCAUGCCCAUGGACACGCCCCUCGGCAUCGUCCUCACCACCGCCGCCAUCAUGUGGUGCACCUACAGCGCCAGCGGCAUGUUCUGCGCCGUCGGCCGCAUGAAGGGCAUGCGCGGCCUCGUCGCCUACCCGCUCGCCCUCUUCUACGUCGGCUUCGGAAUCAUGGGCAUCUUCAGCAGCAGGGGGAGCGGGUCGCUCGCCAAGGUGGCCGCCGCCAAGGUGAACGGCUGA